Messenger RNA from Abrus precatorius (Indian licorice), 2037 nucleotides. Its product is annotated as sugar carrier protein C-like. The transcript has 4 exons. The record is from RefSeq and is a predicted model, not a curated record. NCBI's taxonomy places the organism in Eukaryota, Viridiplantae, Streptophyta, Magnoliopsida, Fabales, Fabaceae. Gene Ontology annotation, biological process: monosaccharide transmembrane transport. Gene Ontology annotation, molecular function: monosaccharide transmembrane transporter activity. Bases 540 to 1940 code for a protein of 466 amino acids. Gene Ontology annotation, cellular component: membrane.
AGGGCCCCUUCACGAGUCUUAUUCUCUCCUACUACUAUCCUCAUCUUCUGGUAUUUGAGCUAAGGCGAAUACUCAACAACAAUUCAUGGAAGCUCCAAUCCAGUAUUCAGGCAAGCUCACCAUUAGGGUGGUUCUCACUUGCAUCAUGGCAGCCACUGGUGGUUUGAUUUUUGGUUAUGAUCAUGGUGUUUCAGGUAAAUCCAAUCUUUAUCUUUGUUUAAAAAUUGUAGCUUUGAUGCUAGUGCCUUUUUGAAUUCCCCGUUUUGGGCCUGUUUGAAUCUGAAAAUGUGAUUUCAUUUCUGCGUUCUUAAUACAUUGUUAUCUGUUUGGUGAUAUUUGUGAUGGGGGACGGUUGAGGGGUUUGGUGUUAAGAAGACUUACCUUAAUUUUGAUGAUAGGAUUAACUUUGGUUUUCUGAGUUAAUCUUGAAAUCCAUACAGCUAUACUGGCAUGGUUUCUGAUGCAUAUGUUCUGAUUGAUGAAACUUCUGACAUGGGAUUUUUGUUGUGUGAAUUCAUUUCAUAGGUGGAGUGACUUCAAUGGAUUCGUUCUUGAAGAAAUUCUUUCCAUCUGUUUAUGAAAAGGAGUCUAACAUGAAGCCUUCUUCCGACCAGUACUGCAAAUUCAACAGUCAGAUAUUGACACUGUUCACAUCUUCCCUAUAUCUAAGUGCUCUUGUUGCGGGUCUUGGUGCAUCCAGCAUAACCCGAAUGCUGGGUAGGCGUGCCACUAUGAUUAUGGGUGGAAUAUUCUUUGUCACAGGUGCAUUAUUCAAUGGAUUAGCCUCAGGAAUCUGGAUGCUCAUUGUUGGGAGAUUGUUGCUUGGUUUUGGCAUUGGUUGUGCCAAUCAGUCAGUUCCAAUCUAUGUAUCAGAGAUGGCACCUUACAAAUACCGUGGAGCUCUAAACGUGUGCUUCCAAUUGUCAAUCACUAUAGGCAUCUUUGUGGCCAAUCUCUUCAACUACUACUUUUCCAAGAUAAUGAAUGGUCAGGGAUGGCGUUUAAGCUUGGGACUUGGUGCAGUUCCUGCUGUUAUUUUUGUGGUAGGCUCAUUUUGUCUUCCUGACUCACCAAACUCUCUUGUUGCACGUGGAUGCCUUGAUGAUGCCAAAAUGGAGCUUAUUAAAAUUCGCGGCACAACUGAAGUUGAUGCCGAGUUCAAAGAUAUAAUUGCUGCCAGUGAAGCCUCAGAAAAUGUGAAACACCCUUGGAGAACCUUGAUGGAGAGAAAGUAUAGGCCACAGCUUGUUUUUGCCAUAUGCAUACCCUUCUUUCAGCAAUUCACUGGCUUGAAUGUGAUCACAUUCUACGCUCCAAUUUUGUUCAGAACAAUUGGUUUUGGAAGCACGGCUUCCCUCAUGUCUGCAGUGAUAAUUGGCAGCUUUAAACCCGUUUCAACCUUGGUUUCAAUGUUUCUUGUAGAUAAAUUUGGAAGGCGCACCCUUUUCCUUGAGGGUGGUGCUCAAAUGUUGAUUUGCCAGAUUAUCAUGACCAUUGCUAUUGCUGUUGCAUUUGGCACAAGUGGGAACCCUGGAACACUGCCUAAAUGGUAUGCAAUUGUGGUUGUGGGUAUCAUCUGUGUAUAUGUUUCGGGUUAUGCAUGGUCUUGGGGUCCUCUAGGGUGGUUGGUACCAAGUGAAAUUUUUCCUCUUGAGAUUAGAUCUGCUGCUCAGAGUAUCACAGUUGGUGUCAAUAUGAUUAGCACUUUCUUCAUUGCUCAAUUCUUCACCUCAAUGCUCUGUCAUUUGAAAUUUGGUUUGUUCAUCUUCUUUGGGUGCUUUGUGGUAAUCAUGACCCUAUUCAUCUACAAGUUAUUGCCAGAGACAAAGGGUAUCCCGCUUGAGGAAAUGAGUAUGGUUUGGCAGAAACACCCUUUCUGGGGCAAAUUUUUGGACUCAGACAACAGGAUCCAAAAUGACAAGAUUUACUCCAAUUGUUGAUUUUUAGUUUUAGUCUUUUAUUUACGUAAGUAUAGUUUAACUUAAAAAAAUUGUUUGGCCAAACUUUUUUAUGAUUUAAUAUACAAAAUAUUUAAGU